AUCAAACAAAGACAUUUCCUUUCCUUUCCUUUCCUUCCCUUGCCCAAUUUCCUCAUUAUCAUCCUCCUCCUCUACCUCAACUUCUCAAUCAGCAAUUCAUUCUCAAACAAACCGGUGUCGUGUAGGAUUUGUGCAUGGAAGCCCACAGAACCGGCAGUCAAACGACGACGUUGGCGGCAUCCUCCGUGUACGAGAGAUGGGAGGAGGUGUACGUUUCCAGCGAUAAGGGGAAGAGAGAAGUGCACUAUUUUCUGAAAAGAAGGAACGGCGAUGGAGGAUUAGAUCUGGCGGUGGUGGGAAAAGAGAAAACGCUGAGGCAUAUGUCGUAUCAUUACGCUUUUAAAGAUAGAGAACAACGUUUUUUGCUUCCUAAGCUCCGGUCAAGGCGCGAGGUCAUUGAUUGGUUAAAUUCUGUUGUCAAUCCAGAGUUACAACCACAUCAGUCAGUUAAAUCUGUUGGCACUUACAUGGCAAGCAGAGAAGCCAACAAUCAGGAUUCACAUGUGGUAAAGAAUCUGAAGCAGUGCUCUAAAGAGGUUAUGUGGUUAGGUUCACCCUGGACAUGCAGGAAAAGGCGGAGACAUUACCGGUCAUUUUGUCGAAAUGGAGUUGAAAUUGCAGUUCAUGAUUUUGUCUAUGUCUUGGCUGAAGAAGACGAACGACUUGUUGCUCAUUUAGAUGAUAUGUAUGAAGAUACCAAGGGCAACAAGAUGGUUGUGGUACGAUGGUUUCACAAAAUUGAUGAGGUUGGUGUUGUUUUGCCUCAAUCCUACCGUGACAGGGAGAUUUUCUUUUCUCUUUGUCUUCAAGAUCUCAGUAUUGAAUGCAUAGACGGACUGGCAACUGUUCUUAGUCCUCAGCAUUAUGAACAAUUUCUGAAUGGGGCAAAACAUACUCAGUUGGAGCCAUUCGUAUGCCACAGGCAGUUUGACAAUGAUGAAAUCAAGGCAUUUGACGUAACUCAACUUAAAGGUUACUGGAAACAGGAUCUAUUGAGAUACACUUGUCCUGUUGAUGAUGGUCUAGAGGUGGAAAGAAAUCCUAGUGAUGCUGCUGCGAAUAGACCCAAGAAGAGGCUCCGAUGGUCCGAAGAGUGUGACAUGAACUUGCAAUCUGCCAGCCAAAAAGUUGACGUUAAUGCUACUUUACAAAGUUGCAAUGGCAGUCUAACCAGCUCUAAAGUUGUAAUGGGGUUGUGCCGUCUGAAAGAAUUGUCUGCUGCUUCAUUUGGUAACAUUAAACUGGAGAAAAAAAAUUCGCAGCAUCUAAGCAUUGGUUCUCAAGUUGAAGUGCUCUCUCAAGAUAGUGGUAUUAGAGGCUGCUGGUUUAGAGCAUUCAUUGUGAAGAAGCACAAAGAAAAGGUGAAAGUACGGUAUCAGGAUAUCAUGGAUGCCACUGAUGAAGCCCAAAAUCUGGAGGAGUGGAUUUUGGCGUCCAGGUUGGCUGCACCUGAUGAGUUGGGUGUUCGAAUCUGUGGGAGGAGUAUUGUCAGACCUGUGCCAUGGACCAACAAGGGUAAAGUUUCAUGGGUAUUUAAUGUUGGAACCCUCGUUGAUGUGUGGCGGCAUGAUGGGUGGUGGGAAGGCAUAGUUGUUAAGAAAGAAUCUGAAGAUCGUCUACAUGUUUAUUUUCCAGGAGAAAGGCAGGAACUGAUCUUUGGUUGUGGUGAUUUGAGGCAUUCACAGGAAUGGUUGGAAGAUGGAUGGAAGCAGCUAAAGGAAAGGUCAGAUCUUGUAUCCGUGUUAUCUGGACUGGAAAUAAAGCAAGAUAUUGCUAACUGCGGCAAUGUUAAACCAGAGAAAGCUGUCUUGUGUUAUGAUAGAGAUCUUGUUGACAAUUCUGUGGUGGAUAUGGGAGACGAGAAGUUGAAUGAAUUGAAAGUCAUGCGAGAUCUCUCAAAAGAUGAUUUGCUCUCACAAUUGAGAUGGAAAUCAUCAGGGAGAAGACGACGUAGUAGGAGCCCCGUUCACAAGUUGCAGUUUGGUGUUCAUGACAAUAAUAAGAGAGUUGAGGAUUCACAUAAGCAAACCUAUCGGAAAUAUUUUGGUCUGCCCUUGAAGGUGGAUCCCGACAACUGCAAGUAUAGGGGUGAUUCUUCUUUUGGUUCUUCAAUCGUCUCUCCAUUGUCAAACUUGGUUAUGACUCGAUGACGGUUCUUCUUGGGCUUUCAAGUUCUUACAGGAUUGAUUGAAGAUCUGGACACAUUCGUGGAAUUGUUUUACAUGUAUAUAGUAUCCUGGAUUUUGGCUUUUUAGAUAAAGGUACCAUGACUCAAUUUUUUCGUUGAUGCGGGAAAUGUGUAUAUGAAGUUGCUGAGGUAUCUGACUCAAUGACCUUUUGUAUGAACAAGUAGCAGUAGCCUGAGGCAGUACAGAAUGCGAAGCCACAGGUAACGUUGUUGAUGUAGUAGAAAGAAUGACCACUUUAGGCUAAUUUAAUACCUCAUAACACUUCAGCAAAUUGACGCGCCUUGUUACCAGCUGAGAAUACUUCUUGUAAUCUCUCUUUAUAUUCUUGUUACCAGCUAAUUAAAAGUUCUUAUCGUCUGGUAUCAAA
This is a messenger RNA of Coffea arabica (coffee), 2556 nucleotides long. RefSeq lists its product as uncharacterized. Gene Ontology annotation, molecular function: chromatin binding. The record is from RefSeq and is a predicted model, not a curated record. NCBI's taxonomy places the organism in Eukaryota, Viridiplantae, Streptophyta, Magnoliopsida, Gentianales, Rubiaceae.